Dermacentor andersoni is the source of this 2556-nucleotide messenger RNA. RefSeq names its product cytosolic endo-beta-N-acetylglucosaminidase-like. Lineage: Eukaryota; Metazoa; Arthropoda; Arachnida; Ixodida; Ixodidae. Gene Ontology annotation, cellular component: cytoplasm. The record is from RefSeq and is a predicted model, not a curated record. Gene Ontology annotation, molecular function: mannosyl-glycoprotein endo-beta-N-acetylglucosaminidase activity. Gene Ontology annotation, biological process: protein deglycosylation.
ACAGAGGGUAUGUGCUACUUAUGCGUGCAGAGGAACGACAAAAACGCACAGCGCGCAAUCGCAGUGCGAUGCUGUAUGCCACCCCUAAAUUUUUACCUACACAGGUCUGGUCUGGCACUGUCCCCUCUAUGUCGUUUCUGCAAAGAUCCCAAAACCAUUGAUCAUUCUUUUAUUAACCUGCUGCUGAUUCGCAAUUUAGAGAAAGAAAUAGUUCAAAAUUCCAUUCCAAAAAUUAGGCAUUCCUAUGACACUGAAAACAGUCUCUCCUCUGGGGCAACUACAUUGGGUUUUAGCCACAGUACAUGUAUGCAGGGCCAUAUGUGAGUUCCUUUGUGACACAAGGAGAAUACCAAGUUAAUUUACUGAUUUAUUAUUUAUUAUUUUACAAAAUUUUAAUUUACGUUAUUUACUGAUUUAGUAUUUAUUAAUUUGCAAAAUUACAGUUAAAUUAAUUAAGAUGUAUUGCCUUCUAGCUUGCUCUCCUUUCAAGAACACACGUUUUCCUAUAACCACUUUCCGUUUAAAUGCUGGCUUCUUGGCCAAUCCCCCGUAGUGGGUACGUGCCAUGGUAUAGGAAGUAAGCAAGCAAGCAAGUGUGGCAUUCUAUCGCGUGGCGCUUGAGGCAUCAUCGGAAGAAGAGUCUAACAGCUGGCCACGACAGUACCAGGCACCAACAGGCAAGUGAGCAAGCAAGGCACCUCAGGUGCGGUAAAGUAUGUCGGUGGUCGGCCCGUUGAAGUCGCUGAAUGACCUCAUCCGCUUCAAACGACCGCCGCUUUGUGCUGUGGAGCCGCUGAGAGAGAUAGAGCGGGGCAAACCGGGACGCCCGAAAAUCCUCUUCUGUCACGACAUGGACGGCUACCUGGAAGACAAGUAUAUCUACGGCAGCAACAAGAAGGACAGCUACAGGUUCCAUCACUGGCAAAUUAUUGACACCUUUGUAUAUUAUUCGCACCACAUGGUCACCAUCCCUCCUCCUUGCUGGAUCACAGCUGCCCACAAGCAUGGAGUGAAAGUAUUGGGAACCUUUACUCUGGAAUCAGAAGAAGGAAGAAACGCUUUCAAGAAGAUCAAGGGUGGCAACCAAGUUGAUACAAUCGCCUCUCAGCUGGCCCUGAUUGCUGCUCGGUCUAGUUUUGAUGGAUGGCUUGUCCGCAUCGCAACGAGAAUGGAUGGCAGCGUUGGCCGCUUUGUCAACGAGCUGCUUUCAGCCAUAACCAAAGAGACGCACCGUUCCGUGCCUGGCUCCGUCGUCAUCUGGCACGACAGCAUCCUGCCCAAUGGAACGGUUGAGCCGCAGAAUGAACUGAACGACAGAAACCAACGUUUCUUCAGCCUGUGUGAUGGAAUCCUCCUUAACUACCAAUGGGACGAGAGGCUGCUUCACAACUCUGCUGACAAGGCAGGCGAACGCAAGGGAGAUGUCUAUGUCGGCAUCGACGUCUUCGCACGGGACACAUGCUAUGACGGUGGUUAUGACAUGCACAAGGUAGUUGCGAUUGUUCGUGGCUAUGGGUUGUCAGCUGCCAUAUUUGGAGCUGGCUGGGUCUACGAGGUACAGGACAAGAGGAGGUUCACGGAGAACCAGUGCCUGUUGUGGGCCCUACCGGAGGAAUGCAGCUCGGAGUGGCGGGCCAAGACGCUACCCCUGUCCAGCACGUUCUGCCAGGGAUUCGGCACGAACCAGUACAAGCAAGGCCGGUCCGUCGUGCCAGCACCGUGGUUCAACCUGUCCAAGCAAGAACUCCAGCCCCGAGACCAGGGAACGAGGCUCUGUGGGGGCGGGGGGUCAGCCAUGGUGCACACGAUGGACGCGUACGCAGGCGGUGGCUGCCUCCGUUUGGAGUAUGACCCGAAACAGGGGCCAAGUUCCGGUGUCAUCCCUUACUUCAGGUUGUUUGGCUGCGACGUGCCACUGGACGCUCUGUGCGUAAGCUACACGUACAAGACGCCGAGCUGUCUAGCAGGGCAUGACAUCAACCUGGUUUUGAAAGUCAGGGAUGCGACAGGCAAGAGAGAAGAGUUGUCCCUGGGUUCAGUCAUCACCAUGCCUCAGGGAGGCAACUACAUUGCGCGGCGUGACAUCGCCAACAACUCCCAAGGUGACCCGGGUAGCUCUGCAGCCCGUUGGUUGACAAGGAAAUACCAUGUCAAGGACGCCACGGGCUCUGCGGUUCUCGAGGAGAUUGGAAUCUCCUUCAAUUCCCAUGAGCAGAACACUUUCCUCAUCGGGGAAGUUGUCGUGAAGCGGCCAGACGGCGCAGCCAGCAGCGAAGCGGUGAAGGAUUCCAAUGCAGAAGCACCAAGUGAUGAGGACAGUGCAGGCAGACCAGAGACGGAAGGGAAACUACACGAGUGGCUAGCGAAAAAAGCUGCGUUGAACGCCGGACAAGCAGACGACCCAGUUGCUUUCGACAUCUCGAUGUCGAGCGACGAAAGUGACUAGUGAAAGCAGGAAGCAACGUGCCAUCAAGGUUAACGCCCAACGAUAUAAGAAGUGACGGCAGCCCCGGCUGCAUGCAGUAGCCAGCUGCAAUAAAUUUCUGUGUAGUUUGC